Fusarium coffeatum is the source of this 648-nucleotide messenger RNA. RefSeq lists its product as uncharacterized. Lineage: Eukaryota; Fungi; Ascomycota; Sordariomycetes; Hypocreales; Nectriaceae. Gene Ontology annotation, molecular function: ER lumen protein retrieval receptor activity. The transcript has 4 exons. Gene Ontology annotation, biological process: protein retention in ER lumen; endoplasmic reticulum to Golgi vesicle-mediated transport. Gene Ontology annotation, cellular component: cis-Golgi network; membrane; endoplasmic reticulum. The record is from RefSeq and is a predicted model, not a curated record. The coding region runs from base 1 to 648 and encodes 215 amino acids.
AUGCCUUUGAACGUCUUCCGAAUCGCCGCGGAUUUUUCGCAUCUCGGCUCCAUCUUCAUCUUGCUUCACAAGAUGGUGCAGCUCAACAGCUGCUCGGGUAUCUCUUUCAAGUCUCAGACUCUCUACAUGCUUGUCUAUAUUACCCGCUAUCUCGAUCUUUUCUCGACCGAUAGCAUCUACAACUUCAUCUUCAAGAUCCUCUUCCUUGGCUCGCAAGGUUACAUCAUCUACCUCAUGACCAACGCCUACAAGCCUACCAACGAUCCUAAUGUCGACACUUUCCGCGUUCAGUACCUCCUCGCUGGAGCUGCUGUCCUCGCCAUCAUCUUCCCUUACCACUACACCUUUUCUGAGAUUCUGUGGGCCUUCUCCAUCUGGCUCGAGUCUGUGGCUAUCCUUCCUCAGCUCUUCAUGCUUCAGCGAACUGGCGAGGCCGAGACCAUCACCACCCACUACCUCUUCGCCCUCGGCAGCUACCGCGCUCUCUACAUUCCCAACUGGAUCUACCGAUACUUCUCCGAGACACACCACAAGGUCGACACUAUUGCCAUUGUUGCUGGUAUCAUCCAGACCGUCCUGUACAGCGACUUCUUCUACGUGUACUACACUAAGGUCCUCAAGGGCAAGAAGUUCAAGCUCCCUGUCUAA